Neurospora hispaniola is the source of this 1581-nucleotide messenger RNA. Its product is annotated as FAD/NAD(P)-binding domain-containing protein. The record is from RefSeq and is a predicted model, not a curated record. NCBI's taxonomy places the organism in Eukaryota, Fungi, Ascomycota, Sordariomycetes, Sordariales, Sordariaceae. Gene Ontology annotation, biological process: intracellular iron ion homeostasis. Bases 1 to 1581 code for a protein of 526 amino acids. The transcript is spliced from 3 exons.
AUGUCGCCUCACUGCAACAUGGAUGACUCUUCCUCCGUCUCGUCCAGUGGUUACACCUCUGAGCCUGUGGCCAAUGGCGUGAGCAAUAGUUCUGCCGCUGCUACCACCACCAGCCAAUACAAGAACUUCUCCAAGAGCCGCCAUUUGAGGCACACGCCUUCGGAUGAGGUCCACGAUCUCGUUUGCGUUGGCUUCGGCCCCGCCAGUAUUUCCGUCGCCAUUGCUACGCACGACGCUAUCGAGGCCGGCCAGCUUUCCGAGUCGCCCAAGGUCCUCUUCCUCGAGAAGCAGGCCGAUUUCGCCUGGCACGCCGGCAUGCUCCUUCCUGGAGCCAAGAUGCAGAUUUCCUUCCUCAAGGACCUUGCCUCUCUCCGCGAUCCCCGCUCCCACUUCACUUUCCUCAACUACCUGCACCAGAAUGAUCGCCUCAUCGACUUCAUCAACCUCAGCACCUUUACCCCUGCGAGAGUCGAGUUCGAGGAUUACCUUCGGUGGUGCGCACGCCAUUUCGAUGACGUUGUGAGGUAUCAGACCGAGGUUGUGGCAGUCGAGCCCGUUCAGUCUUCCGGGGCUAACAAGCUCUUCACGGUUACUUCCCGCGACAUAACUACUGGCGAGAUCACCACCUUCCAGGCUCGCAACGUUUUGCUUGCUCUCGGCGGCCAGGCCUCGAUCCCCAAGCCUCUUCCCCAGAAGCACCCCCGCGUCAUCCACUCGAGCCAGUACGCCAGCGUGAUUCCCAAGCUUCUUCGCGACCAGUCCGCUCCCGUGCGCGUGGCUGUUCUCGGUGCUGGCCAGUCGGCAGCGGAAAUCUUCAACAACGUUCAGAACCUCUACCCCAACUCCAAGACUUAUAUGAUUAUGCGCUCCGAGUUCAUGAAGCCUUCUGAUGAUUCACCCUUUGUCAACUCCAUCUUCAACCCCGAGUUCAUCGACACCAUCCACGCCCGCCCCUCGGCCUACCGCACCCACUUUCUUGCCGACGCCAAGGCGACCAACUACGGCGUUGUCCGUCUCGAGCUCAUUGAGCACCUUUACGAGGUCAUGUACCACCAGCGCCGCGUGCUCGGUACCGACGAGACGAAAUGGCCCCACCGUAUCAUGGCCGCGCGCAAGGUGGUCUCGGUCUCGGAGAAGGGUGAUACGCUCAAGAUCAAGGUCGGCCGCUACUUCUAUGGCGAGGAGGAGGAGACUGAUGUCACCGAUGGACCCAUUGUGGACGAGGAGACGCUCGAUGUGGACGUGAUUAUUUGCGCUACUGGCUACAAGCGCAUGGCGCAUGUGGAUAUGCUCAAGCCCACGUGGCCGCUGUUGCCCGAGGCCGAUCAGGCGCUGGUCGCCGAGGCUGCCAAAGGAUCAUCCAAGGAUAGGUGGUUUGUCGAGGGUGGCGAGGAGAAGAGCAUGAGGGUGAUUGAGGCCAACCGUGAUUAUUCGGUCAAAUUUGGGGAGGGCAAGGUCGCCCAGGGCAGUGGCAUCUGGCUGCAAGGGUGCUGUGAGGGAACUCAUGGUUUGUCUGAUACUCUUCUUUCUGUUCUGUCUACACGGUCUGGCGAGAUCGUCAAAUCAAUUUUCGGUGCUUAA